UCGAUGGGGAACAGAACAGAGGUGACAGAAUUUAUCCUGCUGGGACUGACCAGUGACCCAGACCUGCAGGUCCCCCUCUUUAUCACCUUCCUCAUCAUCUACAUUGUCACACUGGUUGGGAACCUGGGAAUGGUCCUCCUGAUUCUCCUGGACUCUCGUCUCCACACCCCCAUGUACUUCUUCCUUGGCAAUCUCUCUCUGGUGGAUUUUUGUUACUCCUCAGCUGUUACUCCAAAGGUGAUGGCUGGGCUCCUUAUGGGAGACAAAAUCAUUUCCUACAAUUCUUGUGCUGCUCAGAUGUUUUGUUUUACUGCCUUUGCUACUGUGGAAAAUUACCUGCUGGUCUCAAUGGCCUAUGAUCGCUAUGUGGCAGUAUGUAAGCCCCUCCAUUACACCACCACCAUGACAAGAAAUAUGUGUACAGGUCUGAUUCUAAGCUGUUAUGUCUGUGGUGUUCUGAAUGCCUCCAUCUAUGCUGGUGACAUAUUCAGUCUCUCCUUCUGUAAGUCCUCUAUCAUCCAUCACUUUUUCUGUGACAUUCCAGCGGUUAUGGUUCUCUCUUGCACUGUGAAACAUGUUAGUGAGAUGAUUAUUAUCUAUGUAGCCAGCUUUGAUAUAUUUUUUGCUCUCACAGUAAUCUUAACAUCUUACACAAUCAUUUUCAUCACCAUCUGCAAGAUGCACUCAGGUGCUGGACAUCAGAAAGCUUUGUCCACCUGUGCAUCCCACUUCACUGCGGUCUCCAUUUUCUAUGGGACUGUUAUCUUCAUGUACCUACAGCCCAGCUCCAGUCACUCCAUGGACACGGACAAAACUGUGUCUGUGUUUUACACUAUGGUCAUCCCUAUGUUGAACCCUAUGGUCUACAGCCUGAGGAACAAGGAAGUCAACAGUGCAUUCACAAAAUACUUUCUGAAGUCAAAGUAG
Messenger RNA from Perognathus longimembris pacificus (Pacific pocket mouse), 927 nucleotides. RefSeq names its product olfactory receptor 5B3-like. Gene Ontology annotation, biological process: G protein-coupled receptor signaling pathway; sensory perception of smell. NCBI's taxonomy places the organism in Eukaryota, Metazoa, Chordata, Mammalia, Rodentia, Heteromyidae. The record is from RefSeq and is a predicted model, not a curated record. The coding region runs from base 4 to 927 and encodes 307 amino acids. Gene Ontology annotation, molecular function: odorant binding; olfactory receptor activity; G protein-coupled receptor activity. The transcript has a single exon. Gene Ontology annotation, cellular component: membrane.